Monomorium pharaonis (pharaoh ant) is the source of this 2257-nucleotide messenger RNA. Its product is annotated as galactose mutarotase. NCBI's taxonomy places the organism in Eukaryota, Metazoa, Arthropoda, Insecta, Hymenoptera, Formicidae. The coding region runs from base 526 to 1845 and encodes 439 amino acids. The record is from RefSeq and is a predicted model, not a curated record. Gene Ontology annotation, molecular function: carbohydrate binding; aldose 1-epimerase activity. The transcript has 10 exons. Gene Ontology annotation, biological process: glucose metabolic process; beta-D-galactose catabolic process via UDP-galactose, Leloir pathway.
ACAUUUUAUGAACUAUAAAUAUAUACUUUUAUUUUUAUUUUUAAUCUUAUUAUUUUAGUAUUAAUAAAUAAUUUCAAAUAACAGCAUCAUAAUAAGUCUUAUAACUAUAUAUUUAAGCAACUAUUUUAUGUUUUCCAUAUUCCUAAAUAUAAUAAUUCUUAAACAAUUUAGAGAGUCGUGAAUAAUACAGCCUAGCCUGCAAAGUAAUUUUCACAGUUAAGAUUAUCAUUUUAUCAAAAAAUAAAAAUGUGAUUAUCCAAUCAAGAGACACGGUAGUGGCUCGCGCCAAGUGAACGCGCAGCGCGAGCCCGACCGUGUGAAUUAAAACAAUGAAAAUCGUUUAAAUCGUCUGGAUAAUUAUAUAUACUUCGUAACCUAUUAUCAUUAUUAUCGAAAUAUAUGCCAAAAGUAGUGUCACGAAUUAAUUUAUAGACACGAGACUAAUAGCAAAAUUUAUCGUUUUCAUUGUACGUCACAAAUGACUUAACAAUAACUGGAAGACGUCAAGAAGUCAAGAACCGAAAUAUGGUUACCUACGAUUGCAAUUGCAAUGUUGCAAUUACGGAGGGAAUAUUUGGAGAAUAUUAUGCCGAAUCUGCGAAGGACAAAAUACGCCGCUACGACGGUGAAGAAUACUAUGAGGAUGCUGAAAGUAAUAAAGGACUUCAGCCGAUACCAGUCAAGUCAUACACAAUGAUAAAUAAGAAUCGCUUGGAGAUUGUGGUCAUUUCCUGGGGUGCCACGAUUGUUUCUAUAAAGUAUCCCGAUAAGUUUGGACGUAUCGCGGAUGUUGUGCUCGGUUUCGAUGAUUUGAAGAGUUAUACGAAUCCCGAAAUUAAUCCGUUUAUAGGAUGCAUAUUGGGCAGAUGCGCGAACCGCAUAAGAGACGGCAGUAUUGUUAUUCAAGGCCAAACUUAUCAGCUAACGAAAAACGAUCUUGGCAAACAUGGCAAACAUCAUUUGCACGGAGGUACGAGGGGCUUCGGCCGGCGAUUGUGGGAAUCGCAUAUCGACGGCUGCUCAAUCGUUAUGACGUAUAUGAGCGAAGAUGGCGAAGAGGGAUAUCCUGGUGCGGUAUUGAGCACAGUGAGAUUUAGGUUGACGCCUGACAAUAAGCUGGAAAUAGGUAUCCGGGCGACAACGACCAGUUCCACUAUAGUAAACAUCUCGCACGGUUCUUUGUUCAAUCUCGCUGGACACGACGCCGGUAAGAAGGAACUGUUGAAGCACAAGAUCUCGUUGAACUGCGAUCGCUGGACCUUCGCAGAAUACACGGAUCCGGUACCAACCGGCGCCAUCCGAGGAGUCGGAGGAACCAUCAUGGAUCUGCGUGUACCAAAGUUUCUGGAAAACUGUAUCGAGAAGGUACCUCUGGGAGAGGGAUACGAUCACAACUUCUGCAUCACGCCGAGUUGGCACGGAGGUAACGUGUACGUCGCUCGAGCGGUUCAUCUCAAAAGCGGUCGCGCCUUAGAAGUUUAUUCGAACCAACCUGGCGUACAGUUUUACACGGGUGGUCGUCUACGCGGUACUUUCGAGACUGGUAAUGAUACUGUUGCACACGACAACAACCCGGAUAGUGAAGAGGUGUUUGAAGAAAAUGAGAAAGAAAAGGUGACUGAUAAAACAGAACAAUAUACGAUAUCAGAGCGCGAAUCGCCGGAAUUUAUUUUGGGGAAGCAAGGCGCUCGCUAUUCGAAGCAUUGUGCUUUCAGUAUUCAACCGCAAAACUAUCCAAAUGCCAUUAAUUACUCGCACUUUCCCUGUUCUAUUCUACGACCCGGGGAGAUCUAUUCUCACGAUUUAAUUUAUAAAUUUGGCAUCCAAUUGGCCAAUUUCAUGUGAUGCGUUUCUACAUUAGGAAAUCAUCGAGCCUGCAUAGGCACAAAAAAUAUUCAAUCAUGAUACUACAAUUAUUAGCUUAACUAAAAACAAAUAUAUUCCAACGAAAAAUUUCGCGAUGUUACCAACUACAGACCCAAAUGAAUCGUUGAUCGUCACCGAGCGUUGAAUCCAUUGAGGCAGCACUUUGACUUUAUGACAAAAACGUUUAUCUAACAAUACUACUGUCGAGUAAUCAUUGAUGUGACGAACGGAUCGACCAAUACAUUGAUUCACUGCUUUCAUGCAAGAAUUUUCGUAAAAGCUGCUUCCGGCAUCCGGUUUCUGGAAAAACAAAAAAUUUUUUUUAAUUGAAAAUUAAAUUAUAUUCUCGGAACUCCAUAAUAAAGAAUUCUACAUUUAAGUGUACAUACAA